Molecule: messenger RNA, 2005 nt
Organism: Bombina bombina (fire-bellied toad)
Lineage: Eukaryota; Metazoa; Chordata; Amphibia; Anura; Bombinatoridae
Product: gastrula zinc finger protein XlCGF57.1
Exons: 8
Coding region: 185-1681 (498 amino acids)
Biological process (GO): regulation of transcription by RNA polymerase II
Cellular component (GO): nucleus
Molecular function (GO): RNA polymerase II cis-regulatory region sequence-specific DNA binding; DNA-binding transcription activator activity, RNA polymerase II-specific
Source: RefSeq, a predicted model, not a curated record
UUGCAACAGUCAUGUGACUUAUGACAUCACAGGUCAUGUAGCUGGAUAGGAACUAGCUGCUUUCGAUUCAGCACUCCACGGCUCCUGUAAUGCUCACAUACAAUACACAUCACUUACUGCGUUUGUCAGUAAAGGAGAAACACUAUAAGAAUAUCUGACAGAUUCAGCUGCACUGAACAAGACAAUGUCUGACAAGACCAUGAACCAAACCUCAGACCUUCCUGAUGCACAAGGAGGGCAUCUAGAGAGAGACCCGGGCGCUGUGCUAUUAAAUGUGAAGGAAGAGGAGGAGGCAGAUGGCAUGAAUAAUCAUCAGACUGAAAUACAUUGGUCCCUCCCUGCAGACAAAGAUAACGCUGAUAUAGUGAAGGUUGAAAUAACAGAAGAUCUGUGUGUGAGGCGUCAGCUGGAAGCCACAGAAGAGGAAACCAGUGACAGUAUCAGCCCAGAUAACGCUGAUAUAGUGAAAGUUGACGUAACAGAAGAUCUGGGACAUCACCCUGGAGCUCCAAAUGAGGAAACCAGAUACAGUAUUAGCCCAGACAAAGAUAACGCUGAUAUAAUGAAAGUUAAAAUAACAGAAGAUCUGUUUGUGAGGCGUCAGCUGGAAGCUCCAGAAAUGGAAACGAGUGACAGCAUCAGCCCAGGCCGUAUGGAUGGAGAAGAACCGUAUAUAUGUGAUCACAUGAAGACUGAGAAGGAUGAAGUUCCUAUAAAUACAACAGGUGGAUUCACAAACAAAGCUUCUAUCAAUCUUUUCCAAAAUCAAAGCAAAUGCUUUGGCAAGAAAUCAAAUCCUAUUGACAAUCUGAAAUUUCAUACAGGAGAAAAAGUUUUUUCCUGUUCUGAAUGUGGUAAAUGUUUUACCAAAAAGUUCAAUCUUAUUGACCAUCAGAAAGUUCAUACAGGAGAGAAAGCGUUUUCAUGUUCUCAAUGUGGGAGAUGUUUUACUAAGAAAUCAAAUCUUAGUACUCAUCUGAAAAUUCAUACAGGAGAGAAAGCAUUUUCAUGUUCUGUAUGUGGGAAAUGUUUUACUAAGAAAUCAAAUCUAAUUGGCCAUCAGAAAAUUCAUACAGGAGAGAAAGUAUUUUCAUGUUCUGUAUGUGGGAAAUGUUUUACUUGGAAAUCCCAUCUUAAUACGCAUCUGAAAAUUCAUUCAGGUGAAAAAGCUUUUUCAUGUUCUGAGUGUGGGAAAUGUUUUACUCAGAAAUCAGUUCUUAUUACACAUCUGAAAAUUCAUACAGGGGAAAAGACAUUUUCAUGUUUUCAGUGUGGGAAAUGUUUUACUUGGAAAUCACAACUUAUAACUCAUCAGAAAGAUCAUACAGGCGAAAAAGCGUUUUCAUGUUCUCAAUGUGGCAAAGGUUUUACUCUGAAAUCCGUUCUUAUUACCCAUCAGAAAACACAUACAGGAGAAAAGGCAUUUUCGUGCUCUGAAUGCGGGAAAUGUUUUACUCAGAAAUCAUCUCUUGUUACUCAUCAGAAAAUUCAUACAGGAGAGAAAGCAUUUUCAUGUUUUGAAUGUGGGAAAUGUUUUACUCGGAAAUCAACUCUUAUUACUCAUCAGACAAUUCAUACAGGAGAAAAGGCAUUUUCAUGUUCUGAAUGUGGGAAAUGUUUUACUCAGAAAUCAUCUCUUACAACUCAUCAGAAAAUUCAUAUUAAAGAGAAAAUAUUUUAAUGUUCUCAAUAUGAAAAAUCAGAUUGUAAUGUCAUUAAAGGGACAGUAUACUGUAAAAUUGUUUUUCCCUAAAUGUAUUUCCCAUGACUUGUUAUACCAGCUGCAGAGUUUAAAAUGUUUGAGAAAUUGCAUCUUUAGGUUUAUUUGUGUAUAUGAAAGAGCAUGUUUUGUUCUUUCAAACCACAACCCAUUACAAUGGGUUGAGGUUGCUGAUAAAAUCAGAUCUCAUUAUUUUAUAACUUUAAGUACACACACACGGUUCCUUAUCUUAUAUUUGUCUGUAUACCAGUGCUCAACAAUUAAAGAGAACAAUGGAAAAUUUUA